Molecule: messenger RNA, 4604 nt
Organism: Toxotes jaculatrix (banded archerfish)
Lineage: Eukaryota; Metazoa; Chordata; Actinopteri; Toxotidae
Gene: pgbd5
Product: piggyBac transposable element derived 5
Exons: 7
Coding region: 202-1839 (545 amino acids)
Biological process (GO): non-replicative DNA transposition
Cellular component (GO): nucleus
Molecular function (GO): transposase activity
Source: RefSeq, a predicted model, not a curated record
GCUCCGCAUCCGAGCCUGGAGGGCAGGGGGAUCAUAAUUCAUACCCAAGAAAGGGGAGGGUGUAGCCGACACAUUAAAGGCAAACACCUCUCUGUUCUUGCAAAAUCGUGACCACUCGCACGCCACUGAAGCCGUAGUGGAAGGGUGAGAAAGAGGGAGGAAGAAAUAGAAAGGGGGAGUAGAGCAUCACCACAGAGAGAGAUGGCGGAGUGCGGGCGGAAGGCGCUGUCUCUCCUGGAAGCGGCCCGCUCCCGGUACGAGAGCCUGCAGAUAUCCGACGACGUGUUUGGCGAGUCCGGGGAUGACAGCAGCGACAAUCCCUUCUACAGCACCUCCGGAGACUCCGACUCCGACAACUACAUAGCCGAGGUAGGCGAGGAGGAGCAGCAGCAACAGCAGCAGCAGCCGCAGCACCACCACCACCACCACCACCAAAAACGGGGCGAUAAGGAGAGCGGGCACAGCGGGGGAGCAGGAGGUGGCAGCAGCGGAGCCGGUCCCCCGGGCUCUCUGUCCCGUAGUCAGGCAGAGGAGGAGGGCUGGACGGAGACUCUGCAGGAUGUUACGGUGCCGACGUACAAAGAGACAUAUGGCCCUGCUCAGAAGAUGCCGGCCACCGCCACAGCCUUGGACUUUUUUCAGCUCUUCGUUCCGGACAAUUGCAUCCAAAACAUGAUCACCCAGACUAACAUGUAUGCCAAGAAGUUCCAGGAGCGUUUCGGCGCAGACGAAGGUUGGCGUCCUGUCACCGCCCAGGAGAUGAAGGCCUUCCUAGGCUUUGUCACCUCCACCAGUGUGCACCGCUGCGAGUCGGUGCUCAGCAUCUGGAGCUCAGGCUUCUUCAGCAACCGGAGCAUCGCCUUGAAGAUGAGCCAGGCACGUUUUGAGAAGAUUCUCAAGUACUUCCACAUUGUGGCCUUCCGGCCGUCACAAGGAAGCAACCAGGGCCUGUACAAGAUCCAGCCUUUCCUGGACUCACUGCAGCAGUCAUUCGGCUGCACAUUCAGACCUUCACAGACACAGGUUCUCCAUGAGCCCUUGAUAGACGAGGAUCCAGUGUUCAUCACCACUUGUACGGAAAGAGAGCUGAGGAAGAGGAAGAAGAGGAAGUUCAGCCUCUGGGUUCGACAGUGCACCUCCACUGGAUUCAUCUGUCAGAUCUCAGUCCAUCUGAAGGAGGGCCAGGGUACAGACGGUCUGGCCACCUUGAAGAACAAGCCUCAGCUCCACAGCCUCGUGGCCAAGCAGCUCUGCCAGAACAUCUCUGGCAAGAACACCAUCAUCUUCACCGGGCCGUCCAUCACGAGCCUCAGUCUUUUCACUGAAUUCAGCAAACAAGAUAUCUUCUGCUGUGGUCUGCUGAGCACCAGGAAGAGCGACUGUACAGGUUUACCACAGGGCAUGUUGGUCUGCGGCUCCACACCAGCGCAGCGCGGCCAAUCACGAGUAAUGAUGAAAGGCAGCAUGUCACUGAUCAGCUGGUACAACAAGGGACACUUCAGGUUCCUCACCAACGCAUACUCCCCGACAAAACAAGGUUUGAUCAUCAAGAGAAAAAGUGGGGAGAUCCCAUGUCCUCUGGCUGUUGAGGCCUUUGCAGCGCACCUCAGCUACAUCUGCAAAUAUGACGACAAGUACAGCAAGUACUUUAUCUUCCACAAGCCCAACAAGACCUGGCAGCAGGUGUUCUGGUUGAGUAUCAGCAUCGCCAUCAACAACGCGUACAUCCUCUACAAGAUGUCUGACGCCUACACGGUCAAACGCUACAGCCGAGCGCAGUUUGGAGAGAGACUGGUCAGGGAGCUGCUGGAUCUAGACGACUGCUCCCCCACUCAGUGAGGAGGAUGAAGAGGAGGAGGGGGAGGAGGAGGAAGAGGUGGUGGACAGCAAAAACACACACACUCAGACACACACAAACAUAAUCCCCACGCAUAUAUUUACACUCUUCAUUACUGUUGUACAGACUCUGCAGUCUGUGUCUAUGUGAUAAUACCGAAGCAGUGCCAAGCCUAUGUCUCUCUUCCUCUAGCUGUUUUUUGUGGUACUGUAAAUAUUCAUUAACACACAAUUGCACACAACACAAUAGAGAAUUAUGAGCCAUGGGACAGUUCACAUGCCUCAGCUGCAACCUUCAACCACACAGAUUUACUAAGGAUUUGUCAGCAGGAGCUAUUUCACAAGCAGAGAUGAAGGCAGAAACAAUGAAACCGGGAAGAAUUCACCGGUAAAUGAUGUCAGCUUCAAGUUUUAACUCUUACGAAAGAGUGAAAUUAUUGAUAUGAGCCUGAGUCUCCCGUAGGAGUGUUCAGACAUGCUCAUCAGGCUAAAAGGCUAUAUGUAGCUUGAUAUUUACACUCUGCAAAAACACCUGCAACCCUGUAACAAAAGCUUAGUAAACCAGGACUAUGGUGUGUUCACAUGCUGCAUGCAUAAAGAAUCUGGAUUGUGAUGUUCUCUUGUUCAAUGUGAAAUUGAUUUCUGCUCCAGGUGGGUUUUGAAACUUUUGUGUGUUCUAUUUAUUUAGCAAGUGGAACUGCCAUUUGUGUGUGCAAGAUUGAGCCUGAGGAUGUAAAUGUACGGCUAUUGUGACCCACGUGUGUCGUGUUGCUGCGUACUGUACUCGCUAGAGGAAGACUGUCAGGUGACAUAAAGCCACACCCAGCAGUGUGCCACCAAUUUACAGCCUCCCACUUCAAAAGAACCUGGAAAAUGGUAAAAAAAAAAAAAAAAAAAAAAAAAAAAAAAAAAGACUGUUUCAGGUGUCUUAAAGCCCCUCGAAACCCAGUUUUGAGUAUUUCUCUAUAACAGUAAAUAUUCAUGACUAAAGUUGAAGUCUGGGGAAAAAAACAUGAUUUUAUUUAUUAAGAGCACUUAAAAUCUCCUGAUCUGCUUCACCAGGGCUGUGUCGGUGUGGUUUGAUCAGAUUUACAGAACAAUAUAAAAUAACAACCCAACAACUGUCAGCAGAUUUUAAUUCAAAUAUUGUAAAAUCCUGAUUGGUGCACCCAAGUACCUCACAAACAAAUAAAUGUGCUUUUCCGCCAAAAAUUCCAGGAACUUUAAUUUCCCAAGAGCACAUUGUGCUUUGUGUUUCCAAAGCGGGGCCGAAGCCAAACAAAGAUCAAGAAGGUUACUCUGCUGACAUUAUCAAAAGCGCAACAAUUGGCUUUUACAUCAUUUGGACAUGCAACAAUUCAGAUUGAGAAAACAGGUUUUCAGGGUCUUUAACAAAAAGAAAAAUCAAAUCUGAAACCUUCUUUGGUACCAACAACACUUUUAUUGCCAGAUAAACUUGUCAUAUUUGCCUGUUUCGUUACUCAUGCAGUCACUCAUACUUGUACUUUGGGUUUGCAGGGAAGAAUGCGUUUAAAAUCUCCUUGAUUGAAUGUUAAGUAAGUCUGUGUUGCUUGGCAACAAGUACUAUCUUGGCAAGUGGGCAGGGGUUUGGAUAAUGUUGCUUGGCAAGAUUUAGGUCCGAGAAGUUAAAACUGAAUCACUGGUGGUUUCUAAGAUGCAUCAGCUAAUCAAUGAAAUAACACAUCUUAAUGUAGAUAUAAGACUUCGGGUUCAUCUUAUUGACGUGCAGUGACUUGCUUUCUCAUGCACCCCUGAUCUGAAAUGGAAGCAUCAAAAAAAGUAAACUCUGACAUCAAAUAACUAAACUGAUUUGAUGAUUUAUAAAUAAUGGAUAGUUACUUUUUUAUGAAAACAUUUUCAAGUAGUAAUAUUAAUCAUUUGAAUAAUCCUUCUUCUGAAAUGGAAGUACGGAAGCACUUUGGACAAUUAUUGUGAAUGCUGCCUUCUUCCAGUGGCGCAUUUAUUGCCAAGUAACAAAUUUAGAUUUGCCAUCUCUUGUCCAGCCAAUGGACGUGAGAGUGGAGAGAUGAACGUUUAUCUGAUACAAGAUGCACUUACUGUCUUCAGACCACACUGCUGUCUGUAGCUUUAGUGAGGAUGUCAGUCCAAUUUGCUUUGCUUAACAUGUUAUGCAGCCAACAUGUUAUGAAGUGAAAGGUUUUGAUGUGUGCUUGCUCCAUCAGCAUGGUUAGAUGUGUGAAUACAUACUACAGUAAGAUGACAGUCUGCACGCUGGCAGAGCGGUGUUGUCGAGUGAUUCGCUGGCAGGACUCAUGCACUUUCCCACAUCGCAGUCUUGCACUUUGAGGAGAUUUGUAAAGCUAGCAACAUGUCUCUUAGAUAAUCCUUUUAGUUUUGAAUUCAGUGAUAGUAUACAGUACACUGCUCUAAGAAAAAAUAUGGAAAAGUGAAGAAAUAAAUUCUGUGACUAUACAUAGAUAAAUGAAAUGGAUUAUAUAAAAUUAUGCCAAUGAAAUACGACUGAAAAUGAAUGACCAUAACCAAAAUAGAAAAGAUUUCCACUGUAGAUUUAGAGUAUAAGGUAACAGUAUGUCUGUGCUUGUUUACAAAUAACUGUGAGUGUACGUCUGUAAUCACUCUGUCACAGAGACUCAAGAUUGUGAUUUUUUUUACUUUUUCACUAAUCCAAAGCAUCGUUGUUAUCAUUGUUGCUUGUGUGUGUGUGUGUGUGUGUGUGUGUAUGUAUGUGUGUCUAAUCACUGUUCACCUUGAAGUAACACUGUUAA